Messenger RNA from Medioppia subpectinata, 176 nucleotides. NCBI's taxonomy places the organism in Eukaryota, Metazoa, Arthropoda, Arachnida, Sarcoptiformes, Oppiidae. The record is from the annotation of a GenBank genome assembly.
UUUGACUUGAAAUUAUUUUCACUCAAAAAAACUAUACCAAAGACAAAAUGCUGAAAAUAGUAGCCUUACUGUUAGUGUCGACUUAUGUCUCGGCCAUACCUUUCGGUUUUUCGUGUGGGACGAGCGGCGGCGCUAGCGGUGGAGCCAACGGUAAUGUCAACGUUGACGCCAGCGUU